Dichomitus squalens LYAD-421 SS1 is the source of this 5975-nucleotide messenger RNA. RefSeq lists its product as uncharacterized. The transcript has 18 exons. Gene Ontology annotation, biological process: positive regulation of Rho protein signal transduction. Bases 41 to 5878 code for a protein of 1945 amino acids. The record is from RefSeq and is a predicted model, not a curated record. Lineage: Eukaryota; Fungi; Basidiomycota; Agaricomycetes; Polyporales; Polyporaceae. Gene Ontology annotation, molecular function: guanyl-nucleotide exchange factor activity; actin binding; calcium ion binding.
ACGACCACCACGACCCUCACGGCGACGAUAACUGCCCCCGAUGGCGCAGUGGGGACAAGGCUACCAAUAUCCCAUGCAGACGGGGUUUAAUCCCCAGCAGCAACAGCAGCAGCAGUUCCAGCCGCUAACAGCGCAGCCCACUGGCUUCCCCGGCCAGCGUCCGGGCUUCCAGCAGCCCCAGCAGACAGGAUUUCCCCAACAAGGCUUCCAGCAGCCUCAGCAACAGGGAUUUCAGCAGCCUCAACAGACUGGAUUCCCAAGUCAGCUGCAACCUCAGCAGACUGGAUUCCCAGGGCAGCUGCAACCUCAGCAGACUGGAUUCCCCGGCGGCGGGUUCCAGCAACGCGCCCCGCCCCCUCCUGUACCCCCCGUCCCUCCCAUUCCUUCGCAAUUUCAACAACAACAACCUCAACAGACCAGUGGCUUUCUCAGCACACAACAACCUAGUCAGUUCUUGAAUACUUCCCCCGGCCUCUCGGCGCUCCAGUCGCAGCCCACCGGAUUUGGGGGGCUGCGUCCCCUUGUUCCGCAAGCCACAGGAUGGGUCGACCCCAGGCUCACUAUGAUGACGAACACGUUCCUUCCCGCGAACACCUCUGCACCGUUCAACGCUGCGGGUCUUCCGCAGUUCCAGCAGCAGCAGAACGGCUUCAACCUCCAGCAAUCGUUCAUGCAGCACAAUCAGGCUCAGCGCGGGAAUGCGACGCCCAAGGUGCCGUGGGCCCUGUCCAAGGCCGAGAAGAAACAGUACGAUCAGAUAUUCAGGGCUUGGGACACUCAAGGCACCGGGUUCAUCAACGGGCAGACUGCGCUGGAGGUCUUCGGGCAGAGCGGGUUGGAUAGGAACGAUCUGGCCAAGAUCUGGGCUCUUGCGGACGUGGAUAAUCGGGGCAAACUCAAUUUGGCUGAGUUCCAUGUAGCGAUGGGCCUCAUCUACCGGAAGUUGAAUGGCAAUGAGAUCCCUGAAGUUCUCCCGCAAGAGCUUGUUCCCCCAUCACACCGCGACCUGGAGUCUUCGGUCGAUGUGCUCAAGGACAUCCUCAAGCACGACACUCGUGCUCGCUCACCUGCUGGCCUUGACCCGGGUCCUACGUCAAAGAUGCGAGAACGAUCGUUCUACAACAACGCAACGGGCGCUGGCGGCCGUCAGGAUGCCACCGUUUACAAGUACAAUGACGAGACGCCAGCUGGUGGCUUCUAUCAGCCUCGCUCGAGGCAUGUCGACCGUUCCGCGAUCAGGACGACGAACGAGAGCGCUAGCCCCUCUGCGGAUCUAGACGACAUGAAGCGCCAGCUGGAGAACACCGCCAAGAUGCUUGAUCGGGUCGCUGACGAGACCGCCGCCAGAACAGCCGAGGACGACGCUCUCGAGCGGGAAAUGUCCGACCUCAAGUAUCGCGUCAAGAGAGUACAGGAGGAUCUCGAGUACGUCUCCCGCGGCCCGCGCUCGGUCUCGAAGGACGACGAGCGCCGGAAGCUUGAGCGUGAACUCUUGGAACUCAUGCAUGAGAAGCUCCCUGACCUCGAGCGGCGGAUCAAGGACCGUGAGGCGCGCAAGGAGCGCGAGAAGCGUGAGUGGGCCCGCGACCGCGACCGCCGCAACGAGAGGUUUGGCCGCUUCGACGACCGUGACAGCUAUUCUUCGCGGUACCGCGACGACCGGGAUCGUGAUUAUGACCGGCCCCGCAGCGCGUAUGGGGACAGGGAUAGAGAGCGGAGCCGUGAACGCGAUAGCUAUCGAGACCGCGACUUUGAUCGUGACUACGACCGCGAUCGACCGUACUCGCGUAACCGUGAGCGCGACCGGGACUACGACCGCCCUCGCAGUCCUGUAGUCCGUGAGCCCGCCCCACCUGCGCCGCCGCCGCCAGCUGCAUCUACCCCUGCUCCACGUGCCCCUCCUCCCGCACCUUCUGCUACUCCAAAGAAGCCCAUGACUGCGGAGGAACGGCAGGCCCUCGUUCAGCAGAAGAUUCGGGAGCGUAUGGCGGCUCUCGGUGUCGUCGCUCCUUCGCCCUCACCCUCGAGCCAGAUCGAUACCAGCGUUGAAGACCGCAUCGAGAAGGAGAGAAGAGAGGCCGAGGAGAAGGCCAAGCAGGCUGAGCGCGAAGCCGAGGAGCGCGAGCGUAUCCGGAGAGAACGCCUCGAGGGCGAGAAGGCACUUAAAGAGGGUAAGAGCCCUACGUCUCCGAGUACCACGUCCGCCCCUCCGAUUCCUGCUGCUGCGACUCCUCAAGUCCCUACUCCCAAGCCUACUCCUCCUCCCGCAACCAAGGCCAAGCCACCUGCCCCUCCACCGCCUCGCAAGGGUCCUGCUCCACGCCCUCCUGCUCCGCGUGCAGCUGCAGCAGCUCCCGCCCCUCCCCCCCCUGCUCCUGCCCCUCCUGCUGUGCCGCCCGCCCCCGCGGCGCCUGUAGUCGAUCCUGAGGAAGAGGCCAUUCGUGCGCGCGAAGAGGCGCUGCGGAAGCAACGCGAGGAGCGUCUUGCUCGUCUCAAGCAGCUUGAGAGAGAGGAGGAAGAGGCGCGUUUAGCCGAGCAGCAGUACGAGGCGCGCAGGCGUAUGCUCGCCGAGCAAUCUCAACAGAGGUCUGUUGCGUCGACUCCCGCUCCUCCACCUCCUGCGGCACCUGCUCCUCCACCCGCGCCCGCUCCUCCGCCCGCGCCUGAGCCUCCCGCAGCGGUGUCUCCGCCUGCCCCCCCUGCGCCUCCCUUUGCGAGCCCUCCUGUGCCGUCCGCGGAUAAGGCGUCGCAUAACCCGUUCAGUCGUAUGAUGAAGGAGGGAGGGCCUACGUCGUCACCUUCCCCUGCUGCAUCAACGAGUGGGAGCACUAAUCCCUUCUUUAAGCCACAAACUGCUGCCGCGCCUGCGGCCCCCCCUGCGCCUCCUGCGCCCUCGAAGAGCCCCGCGCCUCCCGCCGUCAAGACGUCCUAUAACACCGCGCCUGCGGACGAAGACGACGACUGGGACGUCAUCAAGGAGAAGGACGACGACGACAGCAGCGACGAUGAGAUCGAUUCCUCCCGGGAUACCCGCAACAAGCUCGCGCAACAACUGUUCGGCAACAUCCUCCCGCCGUCCCGACCCCAGUCCGCUGCCGCCUCCGGCCCCUCGAAGCACUCGGAGCCAUCGAGUCCUGCCGUCCCCGCCCCACCGCCUCCGCCGCCGUCCGCCCCUCCGAUGACGAACCACGUCCCCGCGGCGCCGCCUGCUCCUCCCGCGCCCGUUGCUCCCCCAGCUCCUCCCGCUCCUGCUGCGCCGCCCGCUCCUCCGGCUCCUGGUACCCCCGCCCUUGCCGUGCCUGCACCUACCGGAGACCGCAGUGCGCUGCUGAACGCGAUCCAAGCAGGCAGGAAGCUCCGGAAGGCGCAAACGGUAGAUAAGAGCGGCCCCCCCGUCUCCGGAAGGGUUCUCGGCGACACCGCUCCCCCUCCCCAUAUCAACCCUGCUGCGCCCGUGGAGUCGACGCCUUCCUACGAGCAACCGCCCCCGGUGCAUGAGCCGUCUCAACCGGAGAACACGAGGAGCAGCAAUAGGGAGUCGGUGGACUGGUACGCGGGCUUGGCGGCGGAGGGCUCGGCAGUGCAACGGUUCCCGUCAGAGACGCUACCUACGACUGUUGAGGAAGAGGAGGAACCGGCUGCACCUGCUGCUGUGGUGCCGCAGAUUCAGAUCGAGGGGUCGGAUGAAGGCGCGCUCGCCGAUGUUGAUUCGAGUGUCGAGUAUCGUGUGCGCACUCUCUAUGCGUAUGAGGCUCAGCGUCCAGAGGAGCUUAGCUUCGGCGAGAACCUCAUCCUGACUGCGCACCCGUCGAAGACCGGUGGAGAUUGGUGGCAUGGCACUGUUGUGCGGGAUGGCAAGAGCGGCUUCUUCCCCAAGACCUAUGUCGAGCAAAUCACGCCAGUGAUUGCUCAUGCUCUCUACGACUACGCCGGCAGCAACGCGGACGAAUUGCCAUUCGCAGAAGGCGACCAGUUGACGAUUGUCGAUAGAUCAGAUGCGGAUUGGUGGAAGGCGGAGCAGGGCGGGAUUGUGUUCAUCGUUCCCGCUGCGUACCUUGCGCUCGCAGACGCACUCGUGCCUACGCCUAUUCCGCAGCGCCUGGAGGCAUCAGACGCAAGGAGUUCCAAAGAGCCUCCCACGGCAACAGACUCUGAGCCUGUUCGUGAGAUCGAGGCCGAUGAUUCUGACAGUGACAACGAGGACAGCGACGAGGACGAUUCAAGUUCUGACUACAUGACUGCAAGCGAAUCAGAGUCGGAUGAGUCUGGUAAGGAGGGCGAGCAGAGCGAAGAGGCUAAGCGUCAGGAACGGGAUGCUCGGGCAGCAGAACGUCAAAGAGUGCUUGAGGCAGCCGGAUUGAUAAUAAAGGAGGAUGAUCGUCGCCCGCCCCCACGGCCAGCACGGGUUAGAAGUCGCCGGAGAAGGCCUGCUCCAGCAAUACCUGAACGGCCCUCCAGAUCUCACUUGUCCCCGACGAAGGACUUGCCUCCCGUGCCCGAGGCGGACUCGCGCAACCCGUCUCUGCGGCUGGACGAUGCGUACGAACGCUAUGAAGCAUACCGGCAGAGCAACCUCGCGAUGAACCGGCUGUCGAUGGCAUCCGUCGAGAGCGGCACGUCGGCCUCGAGCCCAUCUGCUCCGUCUUUCCCGCCGCUCACACCCACAGCGUCCGAGCAAGGGGAGCAGCGUUCCCACUCGUCGUCCUUCUUGCACUUCUUCCGCUCCAAGACACCUGGGAAUGACGAAGCACCUGCGAGACCCGUCAUCUCGGCGCCGAUCUUGCAGAGGGAGCCCUCGCCGUCACCGGAAGGGGAUGCCGCGUUCGGCUCUUCCUGGGCGAGUUUGGUGGACAGGUCGGCGUUGGAGGAGAUUCCCCCUGGAGAACGUCGUCGUCAGGAGGCCAUUUUCGAGCUCAUUGCUACUGAAGCCGCGUAUGUGCGAGACCUUCAGCUGAUUGUUGAACAUUUCUACACCAAUGUCUACUCCAUCCUGGAUGAGAAGGCGAGAACUGUCGUGUUUGCCAACGUUGAGGAUAUUCUCCUUAUGAACACGACCUUCCUGAGCUCUCUGGAAGAGCGACAAAAGGACUGCCGAUUGUACAUUGAUAGAAUAGGGGAUAUCCUUUUAACCAACGUAGCGAAUUUGGGCGUGUACAUGGAGUAUUGCGUCAAUCAGGCCACUGCCAUCAAGGUUCUGCAAUCACUGCGCCAGUCGAAUCAAGAGCUGGCAGCUGCUCUUCAGCGACUACGAGACGAUCCGACCGCGCGGAAUCUCGAUUUGUCUAGUUAUUUACUCGUGCCCAUGCAGAGGAUUACUCGAUAUCCGCUCUUGUUCAAGCAGAUCAUCCAUUAUACCGAACCUGGCGAAGAUCGCAGUCAGGUUGAGCGAGCACAACAAAUGGCAGAAACGGUUCUCGAGCACAUCAACGAGACGAUCCGUGAGCAGGAAGGCAGGGAGCGCCUGCGAGAGCUCUCAAAAGAUCUAUGGGUAGGGCAAGGACGUCUUGACCUCACUGCGCCGACAAGAUAUAUGGGUCAGAGAAAGCUUCUCAAAGAGGGGACUCUAAUGAAGGCGAAGAGCGGACGGAAGCUACGCGCCUUUCUGUGCAACGACAUCUUGGUGCUCACAGAGGAGACCACCAAGUCGCUGUAUCGCAUGCCUUUGUCCCUGGCAGAAGUAGAAGUUCGCGAAGUCUCAGGACUGAUCCGAGAUGAUCUCACCUUCCAGCUGGUUAUGGCAUAUCCACGCGGCGGCAAUACCGUCGCUCUUCGUGCGUCAUCGGCGCGUGACUGUCAAAUCUGGAUGCAGGUCAUCCAGAGUGCUAGCAAGCGGUGUCGCGAAGCACAACGUCGAGCUACAAGGCGGUCUCGAGGUUGAACGAGCUGUAUUAAGGGGUUAUUUCGAGACUGCUAUCCUAGUACCUCCUGCUAUCGAUCUUUGAUUAAUCCUUACGGUACAAACCCAUAGUAUUUCU